UUUGAGAUGCUUCCAUUAAUUGGAAAAACAAUCAUCUUUGAUAACUUCCCUGAUCCUUCUGAUAUAUGGGAAAUCACCGAAACAAUUGGCAAGGGAACUUAUGGGAAAGUAUUUAAAGUUUUGAAUAAGAAAAAUGGCCAAAAGGCAGCAGUCAAAAUUCUGGAUCCAAUUCACGAUAUUGAUGAAGAGAUUGAAGCGGAGUAUAAUAUUUUAAAAGCACUUUCUGAUCACCCUAAUGUGGUCAGAUUCUAUGGGAUGUACUUCAAGAAGGAUAAAAAAAAUGGAGAUAAACUCUGGUUGGUUCUUGAGCUAUGCAAUGGAGGAUCGGUGACAGAUCUUGUGAAAGGAUUUCUGAAAAGGGGUAAAAGAAUGAAUGAGCUCAUAAUUGCCUAUAUUUUACAUGAAGCACUAAUGGGACUGCAGCAUUUGCAUAACAACAAAACUAUCCAUCGUGAUAUAAAAGGAAAUAACAUUUUGUUGACCACAGAAGGCGGAGUUAAACUCGUAGAUUUUGGUAAGUUUUCCUCGAAAUGCCCGAGUUUGGGCUGCAAAAUGAGUAGUUUAACAGUCAUUGCAGAAACAGUCAACAAACAUGAGCGAGAUUCGGUGAUUGCAUGUGAACAGCAGUUGGAUACCACUUAUGAUGCCAGAUGUGAUACGUGGUCCCUGGGCAUCACGGCCAUCGAGCUAGGGGAUGGAGACCCUCCACUAGCUGACCUGCAUCCCAUGCGAGCACUCUUCAAAAUACCCAGGAAUCCACCCCCAAAACUGAUGCAGCCUGAGAUAUGGUCAGCAGAAUUCAAUGACUUCAUUAGCAAGUGCUUGACUAAAGAUUAUGAAAAGCGUCCAACAGUGUCAGAUCUUCUACAGCAUAAAUUUAUUACUCAAAUUGCAGGCAAAGAUGUGAUGUUGCAAAAACAACUCAUGGAGCUCAUUGAAAUUCAUCAACACGUGGGAAGCACAGAAAAGGCCAGACAUGAACGUAUUCACACCAAGAAAAGUAACUUCAGCAGAUCUCUAAUUUCCAGUCUGAAGGAAGUAGAUGAUUUAGCGACCCUAGAAGUUCUGGAUGAGAAUACAGUCUCAGAGCAACUAGAGAAGUGUUAUUACAGAGACCAGAUUUAUAUCUAUGUGGGAGAUAUACUCAUUGCUCUCAACCCUUUCCAGAGUCUGGGUCUUUAUUCCACAGAGCAUUCCAAACUAUAUAUUGGAGCAAAGAGAACUGCCAGCCCUCCUCACAUUUUUGCGAUGGCUGACUUAGGCUACCAGUCUAUGGUGACGUAUAGCUCAGACCAGUGCAUUGUGAUUUCUGGAGAAAGUGGUGCUGGAAAGACUGAAAGCUCUAAUCUUUUGGUUCAAAAAGUAACACUUAUAGGCCAGGCUGGUAAUAUAACCCUUCAAGAGAAGAUUUUACAGGUGAACAAUUUGGUGGAAGCCUUUGGCAAUGCCUGCACUGUUAUAAACGACAAUUCCAGCCGAUUUGGAAAAUACUUAGAAAUGAAAUUUACCUCUUCUGGAGCUGUAGUGGGAGCACAGAUUUAUGAAUACCUUCUGGAGAAAUCUCGAGUUAUCCACCAAGCCCUUGGAGAAAAAAAUUUUCAUGUUUUUUACUACAUCUACGCUGGUUUAGCUGAAAAGAAGAAACUAGCCCAUUACAAAUUGCCUGAAAAUAAGCCUCCCAGAUACCUACAAAAUGACCACCUCAGAACAGUACAGGAUAUGACGAAUAAUAGUUUCUAUAAAUCCCAAUAUGAGUUAAUUGAGCAGUGUUUCAAAGUCAUAGGUUUUACAAUGGAGCAACUCGGAAGUAUAUACAGUAUUCUCGCUGCCAUCUUGAAUGUGGGAAACAUUGAGUUUUCUUCUGUGGCAACUGAAUUCCAGACUGACAAGAGCCACAUUCCCAAUCAUGCUGCGCUGGAGAACUCUGCUUCUUUGCUUUGCAUUCAGCCAGAUGAGCUACAAGAAGCUCUCACCUCCCACUGUGUGGUCACUAGAGGAGAAACCAUUAUACAACCCAAUACUGUAGAAAAAGCUAUUGAUGUCAGAGAUGCUAUGGCUAAAACUUUAUAUGGCCGUCUCUUUAGCUGGAUAGUCAAUCGCAUUAACAACCUGUUGAAGGAUGACACAUCACCAAGUGGGAAUGGUGAUGAACUGAGCAUUGGCAUUCUGGAUAUAUUUGGCUUUGAAAAUUUCAAAAAAAAUUCCUUUGAGCAGCUGUGCAUUAACAUUGCAAAUGAACAAAUUCAGUAUUAUUUCAAUCAACACGUGUUCGCAUGGGAACAGAAUGAAUAUGUAAAUGAAGAUGUCGAUGCCAGAGUUAUUGAAUAUGAAGAUAACAGGCCCCUCCUAGACAUGUUUCUGCAGAAGCCAAUGGGUUUACUCUCCCUACUCGAUGAAGAAAGUAGAUUUCCCAAGGCUACUGACCAGACUCUCAUAGAAAAAUUUGAAAGUAACCUAAAAUCACAGUACUUCUGGAGGCCCAAAAGAAUGGAACUUAGUUUUGGAAUUCACCAUUUUGCAGGAAAGGUCCUCUAUAAUGCAACUGGGUUCUUAGCUAAAAAUAGAGACUCUCUUCCAACUGAUAUUGUGCUACUUUUGAGAUCAUCAGAAAAUAGUGUAAUUCGGCAACUAGUCAACCACCCUCUGACAAAAACAGGUAAUCUGCCACAUUCUAAAACUAAAAAUAUGAUAAACUAUCAAAUGAGAACUUCAGAAAAAUCGGUCAACCUGACAAAGGGUGAAACUGGAGAAACCACACGUCAUGCCAGAGAGACGACCAACAUGAAAACACAAACGGUUGCAUCAUAUUUUAGAUAUUCCCUGAUGGAUUUGUUAUCUAAAAUGGUGGUGGGUCAACCUCAUUUUGUCCGUUGCAUCAAACCAAAUAAUGAACGUCAAGCAAGAAAAUACGACAAAGAGAAAGUUCUGCUACAGCUUCGCUACACAGGAAUUCUGGAAACAGCAAGAAUUCGAAGGCUAGGAUACUCACAUCGGAUACUUUUUGCUAACUUUAUAAAGCGGUACCGUGUUCUCUGCUACAAAUGGAGCGAGAAGCCACCAGUCAGCCCGGACACCUGUGCCGCCAUUCUGGAAAAAGCCGGUCUUGAUAACUGGGCUCUUGGAAAAACAAAAGUGUUCCUUAAAUAUUAUCAUGUGGAACAGUUAAAUUUAAUGCGAAAGGAAGCCAUUGACAAGAUUAUUCUAAUUCAAGCCUGUGUCAGAGGAUUCUUGGGUUCAAGAAGAUACCAGAAAAUACAGGAGAAAAGGAAAGAGAGCGCUAUAAUAAUACAGUCAGCUGCAAGAGGACAUCUAGUCAGGAAACAAAGAAAAGAAAUCAUUAAAAUGAAAAACACAGCAGUAACAACCAUUCAGACUCACGAUCUGGAAUUUGACUACAAGAAAAACUUUGAAAAUAAAAGGGAUUCUUUUGUGAAGAAACAGACAGAAAAUGCAGUCUCUACUAAUGAAACAGUCAUCUCAGCUCCCAAUAAUAAAGGGAGUACAUCUGUAGUGAAGACUUCUACUUUCAAAGCUGAGGAGGAAGCCCCUAAUGCUGUCGAAAGUAACAACAGAGGAUAUCAAACUCAGAAAAAAAAGAAUAAUGUGUAUAGGGAAGAGACUAAGGAGGAAUUAUAUCUGGUGGGGAACCCUUGGGCAGAAGUAAGCCUCAGACAGAAGUAUAUGGAAGACCUUGGAGAGAACAGUAAAAUAAGCAAAGUGGAGAGAGAAGACACUGUGAUCCAGAAUUACUACCAGAGCUAUACAGAAGAAAGGAAUUUUGAAGACUCGAAAGCAGCAUAUCUAGAAAGGAAGGUCAUAUCCGAAAGGCCAGGCUACUCAGGACUUUGGUUAGCUCAGAAUGAGACUAAGCAGCCUUCUUUUAAAAAAACUUUGCAACCUUGUCUUAGUCAAAGGUCAGUUUAUCAAAAUGCAAAUAGCAAGGAAAAAGAAAAGAAAACGUCUGUGGUCACCCAGAAUGCAUCCAUAUGCAGCCAGCAGAGAAGCCACCUGAGGCACGGGGCAGUCAAAGACAGGCGGGUUGAACCAACAACGCAAGCCCAGGACAGAGAAGAUAAAGCAGCAGUGUUCAUUCAGAGCAAAUACCGGGGCUACAAGAGAAGGCAGCAGCUGAGGAAGGACCGGAGGUCUUCUUUUAAAACUCCAAAUGUUGUUGCAACACCAUCAGAAGGAGCAAUAAAUACUCAGAAUUUGUAUUUUUAUUCUACAAAACAUGAGGGAUCCUGUAAUAUCAUGAUGAAGAAUGACAGAGACUCAAAAGCAAUUUCAGAAAAAGAAGCCUGUGAUCUGGCAAUUUUUUCAAAACAGAUAUCAAAGUUAUCUGAAGAAUAUUUCAUUCUGCAGAAAAAACUGAAUGAAAUGAUUUUGUCACAGCAACUGAAGCCUCUUUAUCUGGGUGUCUAUCCUCAUAAGCCAAUUAAUAGACGAGUUUCUUCACAGCAGUGCCUCUCAGGUAUCUCUAAAGGAGAAGAGCCAAAAAUACUGAGACCCCCAAGACGGCCCCGGAAACCCAAAACGUUAAAUAACCCUGAAGACUGCACAUACUAUUAUCUGCUACAUAAGUCAAUCCAAGAAGAAAAACGAAGACCAAGGAAAGAUAGUCAGGGAAAAUUGUUAGAUUUGGAAGAUUUCUACUAUAAGGAAUUUUUACCCAGCCGUUCUGGACCAAAGGAACAUCAACCUAGUUUAAGAGAACGAAGACAACAGAGAGAAGUCCAGAAUCAAUGUUUUAAGGCUGAUGAAAGGUGCUGGGCGGCGGAGGACCCCGAGGAGGAGGAGAUUGGGCCGGCGCCCAACCCCUACGACUACAGGAGGCUCUUGCGCAAAACCUCCCAGCGCCGGCGUCUGGUCCAGCAAGUGUAG
Messenger RNA from Pteropus alecto (black flying fox), 4881 nucleotides. It is a transcript of the gene MYO3A, whose product is annotated as myosin IIIA. Bases 7 to 4881 code for a protein of 1624 amino acids. Gene Ontology annotation, biological process: protein phosphorylation. Gene Ontology annotation, molecular function: ATP binding; protein binding; cytoskeletal motor activity. The record is from RefSeq and is a predicted model, not a curated record. The transcript has 35 exons. Gene Ontology annotation, cellular component: myosin complex. Lineage: Eukaryota; Metazoa; Chordata; Mammalia; Chiroptera; Pteropodidae.